AUGAACUUUUUACAGUUUUUAGCGCAUUCUGUCGCAUUGAUGGCGAUCGGACGCGUCGUGAGUGCCAGCACUCCUCAUCUUGAAAUUCGCGGUAACGCAUUCUUUAAUAGCGAAUCUAAUGAGCGUUUCUACAUUCGUGGUGUUGAUUAUCAACCGGGUGGCUCUUCAUCGACUACUGACCCAUUGGCUGUUACCGAAAAUUGUCAGCGUGAUAUCCCUUACUUGAAGGACUUGAACAUCAAUACAAUCCGCGUGUAUCAAGUAGACAACAUGGCCAACCACGACGAAUGUAUGAAGGAACUUGAAGAUGCUGGCAUUUAUGUUCUCUUGGAUUUAGCAACCUCGAAGAACUCGAUUUCUCGUUUGGAUGCUGCUGGAAGUUACAAUGCCAUCUAUUUGCAGGGCAUCUUUGCUAGUGUUGAUGCCUUCAAGGGUUAUGACAAUGUUUUGGGGUUCUUUGCUGGUAAUGAGGUUGCCAAUGAACCCAAGAAUGCUGCUACUACUACUUGGGUCAAGGCCGCUCUCCGUGACACCAAGAAGUAUAUAAAGAAUAAUUCGAAGCGUCAAAUUCCUGUUGGUUACUCCGCUGCAGACGUUUCUGAAAUCCGUCUCCAAUCUGCCGACUUCUUUGCUUGUGGUGAUGACUCUGAAGCUCGUGCUGACUUUUACGGUAUGAACAUGUACGAAUGGUGUGGUAGCGGGUCUAGCUUUAGCUUGUCUGGGUACGACCAACGUAUGAAAGAAUUUGCCAAUUAUUCUAUUCCCUUGUUCUUUUCCGAGUAUGGUUGCAAUACCGUUAGCAAGGAAUCUGAUGGUACCCCUGAUCGCCCUUUCGAUGAAGUGGAUGCUCUCUUUUCCGACCAGAUGUCAUCCGUCUUCUCUGGUGGUUUGGUUUACGAGUACUCUGAAGAGGGAAGCAACUAUGGUUUGGUCACUGUUAACGGCGACUCUGUUAAGACCAGUAAAAACUAUGAAACUUUGAAGCAGAAAUACGGAAACGCUGCCAAAUUUAGCGGUGACAACGGUUACAACAAGGAUCCUCAGACUAUUAACUGCCCACCCGACGAUAAUGACUGGAAGAGCUUCCCUCUUCCCUCUACGCCUUCUGAGGCCGAACAAUUUAUUAAAAGCGGUGCAGGCCAACCUUUGGGUUUGAAUGCUCCUUCUAACCAAGCUAGUGGCAGCAACGGUACCGCUUUGGUUAAUGCUGGUGCUCAUUCUUCUUCCACCAGCGUUGACGUUGAAGCAGUAGCCAUCCCUACUCAAGCUCCUGAAAGCAGUUCAACUGGUUCUGGCUCUUCAAGUGCUAGUGGCUUGACUAGCUCUGCUCCAAUUUCAAGAUCUAACUCUAACUCCACCAGCUCUGGUUUUAACACGAGUAAUAUCUCUGGCGGUGCUAAGUCCGGCUCUCAUCAAGGGAGCACAUCUUCUGCUCCCCACGUUCAAAUGACUGGUGUUUCCAUUGCUGCUUUGCUUAUUGGAGCUAUGGCAUUUAUCGUUUUGUAA
Messenger RNA from Schizosaccharomyces osmophilus, 1506 nucleotides. It is a transcript of the gene gas5, whose product is annotated as cell wall 1,3-beta-glucanosyltransferase Gas5. Lineage: Eukaryota; Fungi; Ascomycota; Schizosaccharomycetes; Schizosaccharomycetales; Schizosaccharomycetaceae. The record is from RefSeq and is a predicted model, not a curated record. The transcript has a single exon. Bases 1 to 1506 code for a protein of 501 amino acids. Gene Ontology annotation, cellular component: cytoplasm; fungal-type cell wall. Gene Ontology annotation, molecular function: 1,3-beta-glucanosyltransferase activity. Gene Ontology annotation, biological process: fungal-type cell wall (1->3)-beta-D-glucan biosynthetic process.